AUGGGCACUUAGAACACUUAAAAUUAGGCUGCUGAUUUCGAUAAGAAAAUAGAGGAGAAUAUAUAGAAGAGAGAACUUAUGAAGUUGAGAAAAGGGUUCUAUCAGAAUUUAAAGCAAUAUUAUUAAAGUAGAAAAUACAAGGAAUUUAUCACAUUGAACUGUGCAGAUAAGUGUAUCAAAACAUUUAGAGAAGAUGAUUUAACCAGAAGUGAGACAGUUUGUCUCAUGAAUUGUUAUAAUAAAUACUACAGAUAUCUCGCAUACUCUAAUACACUUUACUCUUAUAUUAUAAACACAGAUUUUCUAGACGACUCUAGUUUUGAACCUGAAUUAGAAAGUCCAAAUGGUAAACCUAAGGGUGAAGGCUCUUCAUUAAUGAUCGAUCAGAGUAUGGGAGGAAUAGCUGCUAAAAUAAUGUGA
This is a messenger RNA of Stylonychia lemnae, 420 nucleotides long. The record is from the annotation of a GenBank genome assembly. NCBI's taxonomy places the organism in Eukaryota, Ciliophora, Spirotrichea, Sporadotrichida, Oxytrichidae.